Molecule: messenger RNA, 7311 nt
Organism: Caenorhabditis sp. 36 PRJEB53466
Lineage: Eukaryota; Metazoa; Nematoda; Chromadorea; Rhabditida; Rhabditidae
Source: the annotation of a GenBank genome assembly
AUGAGCGCCUUCGGCAAGAUUUUAAGACUGUCGGCGGACAAUUUUGAAGAGGUAAUUGACACUGCAGUAACGGUUAUUUCAAAAGGAGGUAGUGGAUUGAUUAAUAUCGGAAUAAAUCUACGUUUGCAGGGAUUGUUGCCCUUCCCACUGACACUCUUUACGGAGUUUCAACACUUCUUCCGAACUCCGAAAAGCUGUAUGCUCUGAAAAAGCGACCAUCCGACAAACCGCUUGGUAUCUUCUUGCCAUGCUCCGCCAGUGUAAAAUCCGUUGCUCAACAGACAAUUUCAGAUGAACUAGCUGAAAGGUACGUCAUUAUUAUCAUCAUUCUUAAAUAUUUAAUAGAAAGCUAAUAUUCUCUGAAGUUAGUGCUUACUGUAGACCUGCUGUGUUAUUUGCUUCAGAUCAUCACCUUAACUGUUCAGCUUACUACCUGGGCCUGUAACACUGAUGUUCGACCGGCUACCAACGUUGCCGUACUUAUUCAAUCCUGGUGUUCACAAAGUCGCUUGUAGAGUUCCAAACUGUCAAUUAGUCAUGGAUAUAUGCAGGUUUGUAAAAAAAAUUGACUAAAGUUUGAAAAAAGUCCUUAAAGAAGACUUGGACAGCCACUUGCGCAGACUUCUGCGAACUUCAGUGGUUCGCCACAACAUCCAACGUGUAUUCAGCAUUUUGAUGAGCUGAUUCCUGAAAUUGAUUUGGUUAUCGAUUCGGGAGAAAUUUUAACGACGAUGGAAGGCGGAAGCACAAUUGUCGAUCUUUCAAGCAGAGGUUUCUAUAAAAUUAUUCGGGACGGUUGCGCUUUGAAAGAGACUGUUGACAAGCUGCAUUAUUACGGUUUAAAAGAAUCAUCUUGAUUCCGUUUUUUCUUGUUUAUUACGCGGAAGUGGUUAUAAAGUUGUUAUAUUUGACAAGACUUUCUAAAACUGGUACCGCUGGGAAGUCCGAGUUGACGCUCAGAAAAAAAUAAACGAGACAAACGGCGAGGCCUCCUUCCAAGAGUCCGUGACAAAAGGAAAACCAAAAAGGUCGGAAGACAAAAGGUCGGAAAGCCAAAAGGUGACAUGUCACGGACUCGCUUCCGAGCGUCAACUCGGACCGCGCCGCGGGCCCAGCUUCGAAAGUCUUGCGAUUAUUUCAUAAAGGUGUUGCAAUUAUUCGUUUUGCUUUUUACUGGGUUUUUUUAUGAUGUUCAGGACGAUUCGUAUACUUACUUUGCGUUACACAGAUCAGUACUGAAAAGUUUAAAAAUACUUGGAGAUGCCCAAUACGAAUGAGAAAGUUACCAGUGAUCAGUUAGCCACGCUUGAAGGUAUUAUGUCUGUUAAAGUGUUGAAAAUUAUUGUCGAACAAUUUGAAGGUGAAGACUUAAGUAUGCCAGUAUCUCGUUCGAAGUCAACACUAGAUGGCGAUUUCGUCGACGAAAAAGUGAGUACGAGAAGCGUUGAAAAACAGCCAUCACAGUCAUAAAAAACAGUCAUCUUUUCAAUAUCAAUUUUCAUGGGGUUAUUCAGCGUUCUUUUUUUUCGUUUUUUUACGUCAAAAAACUCAAUUCUGCGAUGUAAUAAACCCGGAAGACAAACUAACGCUGAAGAACCCCACAUCGCUGAAUUAGACAUUUUAUGUUUAAAAAACUGGGGAUGCAGAGCAGGCGCCUCACUUUUCUGCAAUGAUCAGUAUCGAAAAGUUCAGGGGCUGCUUGCCUCUUCGGACUCCUCGUCCAGAAGAGCUCGACAUCAUUGGUCACUUUUCUCCAAGCGAUUACGAGAACUUUCGAAGAAAAACGAAAAAAACAAACACUCUGUACUGCGCCUCUUCCAUACAAUGCCUGUCCCCGAUUCCGAUUGCACACGGAUAUUCCUCGAAGCGUCUACUUCACCCGAUUUUGUCUUCAAAUUUUGCACACCCAAGCAGACAGCGUCGUUAGCGUCCUUAGCCAACGGGUUUGAUAACACAGGAAACAUCCGUAUAUGGCCUGGUAGUGAGGCCCUGGCUUGGGCAAUGAUCAACGAUUCGAUUCCCGUCGGAAAAAAAAGAAUUCUAGAACUCGGUGCUGGGUUUCUCGGGUUGCCAAGUUUUCUGAUUGCCUGUAAACAUCCUUUAGCGGAAGUUUGGAUUACUGAUGGUAAUGUUGAUUCUAUUAAGAACUUAAAAUGCAUUCAUUCUAUGAAUUCUGAUUUUUCUGAUCGUGCGCAAAUACACCAGCUUCUCUGGGGUCACAAUAAGUUAGGUAUAAAAUUUGAUGUAAUUUUGGCCGCUGAUUGCAUUUUUUUCGAAGAAUAUCAUGAGGCAUUGAUGGUAUGUAUUGACCAACAUUUGAAAAAAGAUGGAAUUGUUUAUAUGUCUUGUCCUCGUAGAAAGGGUAGUCUUAAUAAAUUUCUGAACCAUAUAGAAAUGUCCUGGAAACACUUUAUUGUGGAAGAUUAUUUAGAACUAAAUAGGCAAAUAGAGGAAAAACUCAACGGGGUAUACUGUAAUGAAGAAGAGAAAGAUCUUUAUUUACCAGUCAUUUUUACAAUCAGAUCUCGUUAGGCUUUAAAUGUUUUGUGUUUUUUAAACAGCAAGCUUUUCUUGGAACUGCAGAGAUUGAUUGGAUGAAUGAUAAUUUUAUUUUGAGAAUUUAUGAGAAUGAAGUUUUCAAGACGAACGUGUACAACCAUGCAUCCACGUUUUUUGUUAACUUUAAAAAAUCCUACCAGGAACUGGAAGGAGCCAUCCAAGUUGCUCUUCUAGCUACGUCAGAUCUGACCUUAUUGCGUGUUGGGCAUCGGAAUGGAAUGGAAAUGAAGUUCUCAGAAGGCACUAUCACCUGUGCAGCCGCUUUUGUCUGGGACGCCAUUGCAACUCAGUGGUCGGAUGAUUUGUCAAAUUUCAUGAAUCAUGCAAAUCGACGGAAGGUGCAAUUAGAAGACGUAGCUCUGAUAAUCAGACGAAACCCAGAAUUAGUAAGUAUUAACGAUCGCCUCGAGGCAAAAAAAAUUUGAAAUCACAGCUAAAAAUGUCUAAAAUAUUUUUUGAAUGAAUCAGUUGUAUGCUUUCAUGAAUAGAGUCGUUUUGUCUUCAGAACUUAUUUUUAGUGGCAAGCAGUGUGCAAAAUAAUUGCAUCGGAUACGAAAUUAUUAACAAGGCAGUACAGAAAAGCGAAAAAAAAACCAAUUGAGGCGAAUUACGGUACGAGUAAUUGUUCUACGAUUUUUCCUGCCAAACACGCAAUUCAUUUCAGAUUCGUCGAGUAUUCGGAUACCGUAUGAAAAGCAAUCAGCAGAUAAGAAAUUUCACUCGAACUCAGAGCAGGUGCACGAUGUAGAAGCAAUUGCUCAGGCAAAUGCGUUUCGAAAGUUACAAACGGCCGCACGCGAAUCUGAACGAACGCUUAUGGAACUGCAAGAUGAACGAUUCCUGUUGCAAGAAGAGCAAAACUUUAAACACUAUACCGUAACCUCGACAGUUCAAGAAUUUAUUGGUAGACCAAUUCAACAGAAAACGAACACGGAAUGUAAAUAUGUGUUUGUUUUCAAACGCAGACCGUUAAAUUUCUAGAUGUUGAAUACAUGGGCGUGCUAAAAGGUCCUUCUGUGAAAAAGAUAAGCACACUCGAUAUCAAUGAGGAAGAGUAAGUUAUUCCAGAAGUUAUUGUUAUCAGACUUGCAACGGGCCGGGCCGGGCUUCAAAAAUUCUACAAGGCCCCUCUGGCAAUUCGAUAUUAAUCUAAUUAGAAAGUUACUGAUCUAAACGCGACCUAAUUAGAUUCGACUGUUUUUUCUUGGCGCAAUCGAGAUUUGAGCCAGCAGACGGUUGGCGGGAAACUUGAUUUGAGCACUUAUUAAUCUAGCUAGACAAUUUAUUAAUCUAAUUAGGUGUCAUAUCAAUCGUAUUAGGCCGCCGUUAUGGGGCUAUUCAGCGUAUGUUUGUUUUCCGUUUUUUUUCGCUUUUUACAUCGCUUAAUUGGGUUUUUGACGUAAAAAAAACCAAAAAAAAACCAAAAAAAAUCGUCACAGCCUGAAUAACCCCAUUAGAUUAAUAACGAGAUGCCAGAGCCCGGCCCGUCGGGCCCGUUCAGCCAGAAAUGUUAUUAAAAAUUUUUUUUUUGUUCAGCAGUUUGAUGAGCUUUCUAUCCAUUUUCAAGUUCGAAACUGUUCGCGAAGCCAUCUUUAUCACUCGAAAACGUCUCCUCGCGCUUCUUUUAUCGAAAAUUCCGAAAAAUAGUGGAAAAUUCGCACACAUUUUUUGUGACGGGCCGCUCAGGUAAAUCGUUUGUCUAUUAUAGGGGCACCGCACAGAAAUGGCGCUCUAUUGAGAAACUCUUUUUGCAGUGCAAAUUGAGCGACCUCGGGGCCGAGUUUGAAAAGUUAGGCCACGUUUUCAGUGGAAAAAUAUUCGCGGCCUAGAAAUUCGGCCAGAUUGCGAACAGCGCGCGCUUUCUGUCCGGUGCCCCUAUAAUAGCUAGCUAAUUUGCGUUUCUAACCGGACCUAAUUGGAUUGCUAAUUUACUGCGAUUAGAUUGCAACUUCUUGCAACUGGACUGAUAAAUUUUCUAAUUAGAUUGGCGAAGCUAAUUAGAUUGCAAAAACGCUGAUAUUAGAUUCAAAAUUUAUCUAAUUAGAUUAAAAUUUCGGGCAAAACCUAGCUAGAUUUUGUUUAGAUUGCAAAAUCAGCUAACUUGAUUUAGAAAUCGGUAGCAAUCUAACUAGGUCCGGUUAGAAACGAGAAUUAGCUAGUUAGAUUAUAAACGAUUUGCCUGAGCGGGCCUUUAAAAAAAUUUCUCGUCCCGGCCCUUAUUUUGCAAAUCUGAUUGUUAUUAGUCAGAGGAUUUUUCUGUUGAGUCGCUACGCAACUAAUUUCUCAGUGGAACAGACAAAUUUGAAAAGAAUUCUGAUCUUCGACGCUUCCCGCUGCUUCCCUGUGAGAAAGGAAAAUCGUUUCCAAUCUAGCUAGCUAAUUCGCGCUAUUAACCGGACCUAAUUAGAUUGGCAAUUUACUGCGGUUAGAUUGCAAAUUCUUCUAACUAGUCUAUAGACUGAUAAAUGUUCUAAUUAGAUUGAAAAGCAAAAUUUGUCUAAUUAGAUUGCAAAAACACUGAAAUUAGAUUCAAAAUUCAUCUAAUUAGAUUAACCUUUCGGUCAAAUCUAGCUAGAUUUUGUUUUGAUACCAUUUUCAUCCAGCCAGAUUAGAAACUCGGUUUAGAUUACGAAAUCUCCUAACUAGAUUGCAAACGAUUUGCCUGAAUAGGUACUGGGGUUAUUCGGACUGUGGAAAAAAUUACUUUUUUCCCGUUUUUUUACGUCAAAAAAAUCCAAUUCAGCGAUGUAAAAAAGCGGAAAACAAACAUACGCUGAAUAGCCCCAUUAUAUUCUAGAAAAUAUUUUGAUUCCAAGACAUGGCCUCCAAAUCGAGACAUCUGCCAGCCGGAUCACGGCGCGGCUUUUGCGACGUUCACCAAACGUUUGAUCCUCAGUCUGUGCAUUUUGACACGCCGGUGUUGCUCUGCGUACAGUGCAUUUUAUGUUACCCGCAAAGUUCAUUUUUUUUAGUUUUUGAUGAAUUUUCUCCAAAUAUACAUCUGUUUAAAGCGUUUUUCUCUGCUUUCUACCUCAAUUAGACCUUUUUACAGAUUCCAGGUGAAGUAAUACGCGAAAAGAGGUCGAUGCGAUGAAAAGAAACGCGUAAGUAAGUGAAAGUAAGGUUUUAUUCAGAAAAUGCACGAUUUCUCGAAGAUUUUCUAAUCUUUUAGUUAAAAAACGUUACUUACAUUACUGAGAAUAUUUUGGACCCAAACAGUAGUAGAGUGACAGCUCGCUUUCGCGGAAAAACCGAUAGUUUACCGGAAGACAGUGAAAUUUCGUUGAAAAAAUUUUUUUUUUGCUUCUACGAACUGUCACUCUAAUUUUUUUGGUUCGAAAACAUUCACAGUCAUGUAAGUGAACUAUUUAAACAAAAAAAGUGGAAAAUCUAGAGACGGUUUUUGAGAAAAAAAUUUUUUUCAACGAAAUGUCACUGUUUUCCGGCAAAAAACCAAUUUUUACGCGAAAGCGAGCUGUCACUCUACUUUUUUUUGAUUCGAAGACAUUCACAGUCAUGUUAGUGAACUUUUUAAAUCAAAAGAUUAGAAGAUCUAGAUACGUUUUUCGAGAAAUCGUAUAUUUUCUGAAAAAAACAUUACUUCCAUUUACUUACGCGUUUCUUUUCAUCACAUCGACUUCUUUUCGCGUAUUACAUCAUCUGGAAUCUGUAAAAAGGUCUAAUUGAGGUAGAAAGCAGAGAAAAGGCUUUAAAGAGAUGAAUAUUUGGAGAAAAUUCAUCAACAACUAAAAAAAAUGAGCUUUGCAUGUAACAUAAAAUGCACUGUACGCAGAGCCACACCGACGCGCAAAAAUGCAUACCAUUUGGCUGCGUAUGUUGCGAAAGUCGAGUCCGUGACAAAAGGUCGGAAAACCAAAAAGGUCGGAAGACAAAAGGUCGGAAAGCCAAAAGGUCGGAAAAAAGUGACAAAAGGUCGGAAAAAAGUGACGAAAGGUCGGAAAAAAAUGACAAAAGGUCGGAAAAAAAUGAGAGAAGGUCGGAAAAAAAAUGACAAAAGGUCAGAAAAAAGUGACAAAAGGUCGGAAAAAAAGUGACAAAAGGUCGGAAAAAAUGCCAAAAGGUCGGAAAAACUGCUAAAAUACCUGUUUUCUGGCUUUUUGUAAUUUUUUUCCGACCUUUUGGCAUUUUUCCGACCUUUUGGAAUUUUUUCCGACUUUUUGGCAUUUUUUCCGACCUUUUGUCAUUUUUUUCCGACCUUUUGUCACUUUUUUCCGACCUUUUGUCAUUUUUCCGACCUUUUGUCACUUUUUCCGACCUUUUUGUCACUUUUUCCGACCUUUUGUCACUUUUUUCCGACCUUUUGUCACUUUUUUCCGACCUUUUGUCACUUUUUUCCGACCUUUUGGCUUUCCGACCUUUUGGCUUUCCGACCUUUUGGCUUUCCGACCUUUUGUCACGGACUCCGAAAGUCGCGCCGUGGCGGAUCGCGGGUUUUUCAGUCCGCUGAAAAAAACCCGCGAUCGGAUGUCAAACGUCUAAAAUAUUGAGUUUCAUCCCGUGGGCGACUGUUUUUAUCAAAUCUCACUCCCACUCCUGAUUCUGUAAACGCGGAUGGAAUUUUUCUAAAAAUCACUGAUGGGCCUAUUCACACGGGAAAGAGAUUUUUUUUCUGAUUUGAAUCAAGCAUAUUUUUGCAGACUUCCAAAACGAGAGCGUUCGUCAGAGACGGGAGCGACGAAGAGAUCUUCAAAAAAAAGUGAUGCAUUCGCUGAGUUCGAUUUUGAUAUAUAG